GGCUGGACGCCGUCUGCUUUUGUUGGGACCAUCGAUGCUGCGACUUUCCGCGAGUCAGCUGCUCAUUUCCAAAAGCCUUUCGGGGGAUAUUCGGACUCUUUGGCGGCUAGUAAACGCCGUCGACGUCCCUCCAGCUCGCAGUUCGCUCUCGCUUCGCCGCGCGGCCGCGACAGACGACGGCGGUCCGGAGCUGCUGAAUAUAAACAAAACGCAGCGAGCUGCUUGUUAAGGUGGCGCGACGGGAGGGCAGCAGCCACAACAACAACAACCAGGAGAAGAAGGAGAGGAGCAGCAGCACGGUUCGUUAAGUUAGCUAACUCCUCGUUAGCCGAACCGCCAGCAAUGGAAGUUGUCGCACGACUUUGUUAGGAGUCAAACUCCGGAACGCGUCGAACAUGAGAGAGGAGGGCAGCUUGGUGUCAGGAAGGCAGCCCAUGGCAAGUGAGAGACGGGGUGAACAUCCCUGCAGCUGCCGCUACUUGACGGAGGAGAGAGGACCCGCGAACCAGAAGGGCGACCUGAGGCCUCCCGGUCGUCUGUCCCGGUCUUAGUGGCAUCGAAUCGGACGUGCGGCUCAGGAUGGAGACGGUGGGCAAAUUCGAGUUCAGUCGGAAGGACCUGAUAGGACAUGGCGCAUUUGCGGUCGUCUUCAAAGGCAGACACAGAGAGAAACACGACUGGGAGGUGGCGGUGAAAUGCAUAAACAAGAAGAACUUGGCCAAAUCUCAGACACUACUGGGGAAGGAGAUCAAAAUACUGAAGGAACUCAAGCAUGAGAACAUCGUUGCGUUGCUGGACUUCCAGGAAACUGCCAGCUCGGUGUACCUGGUAAUGGAGUACUGCAACGGUGGCGAUCUUGCCGACUACUUACACUCCAAAGGCACGCUGAGCGAGGACACUAUUCGGGUUUUCCUGCAGCAGAUUGCAGGAGCUAUGAGGGUCCUGCAGGCCAAAGGAAUCAUUCACCGGGACCUCAAACCCCAGAACAUCCUGCUCUCCUACCCGCCGGGACGCAAGUCGCACUCCAACAACACCUGCAUCAAGAUCGCGGACUUUGGCUUCGCCCGGUACCUUCAGAACAACAUGAUGGCGGCGACGCUCUGCGGGUCUCCUAUGUACAUGGCUCCUGAAGUAAUCAUGUCCCAGAACUACGACGCCAAGGCCGACCUGUGGAGUAUAGGAACCAUCGUGUUUCAGUGCCUGACUGGGAAAGCUCCUUUUCAGGCCAGCAGUCCCCAGGACCUCCGGCUGUUCUAUGAAAAAAACAAGAACCUCAGCCCCAACAUCCCCAGAGAGACUUCCAGCCAUCUGAGGCAGCUGCUGCUGGGUCUGCUGCAGCGCAACCACAAGGACCGGAUGGACUUCGAUGAGUUUUUUUGCCAUCCUUUCCUGGAGGCGAGCUCAUCCAUGAAAAAGACGACUCCUGCUGUGACCAUGACCUGUUUGCCCAGCUCUGCGUCAGCCAGCUCCUGUAGCAGCUCCUCCACCUCCCACCUCGCCUCGCCACCGCAGUCUCUUGCUGAGACUCAGCAUUUGCGUGCCAAAGCUCUGGCCUCCCCGACCCAGGAGGCCGCCGGGUUCCUCCUCAAGGACUCGUCCGGAGGCGGCGGCAGCAGCAAGAACUCCUCCUCCUGUGACACGGAUGACUUUGUCAUGGUGCCUGCUCACUUCACCACGGGCGAGCUGACAUGCGAGAGCAAAGUGCUGCAGGACAGCCUGAUGAACAGCGGCUCUCUUCUGGCUUCUGCCGGUCUGUGCAGCCAAGCCAAGACGCCACCGCAGUCGCCGACCUACAGCGGAUCCCCGAGUCCUGUCAGGCCCGCCGAGUUCUCGGGAAGCCACUAUGGUGGUAACUAUGGAAACCACGGUCAGUCAUUGCCUAUCCCAGUCCCCUCUCAGGUCCAGAACUACCAGCGCAUGGAGCAGAACCUCCAUUCUACCAAACAGGAUGGCUCGCCACGGCUGUCGACGCCGGUGCGCCGUUGCAGCAGUGGAAGCUUGCUGGGCUUUGCCAGGACCGGACCCUCACCGCCGUACGGGCAGGGAGCGGUCACCGCCACCCGCAGGCUCUCCCUGGGAGGUGCCAGACCUUUCCAGCUCUCUCCACAAGCUCCGCAGCACGCCGAGCCCAGGCCCGUCUCUCAGCAGCAGCAGCCGCAGGCGACGGGACUCGGCACGCGGCUCCACAGCGCCCCCUGUCUGCUGGAGUGCGCCAGUGGCGGCGGCAGGCAGAAAAUCAGGAAGCAGCACUCCGACCCGGUAGUCGCCCCCUCAGCAGGACUGAUGGCCGUCCGCCCUCUUCACUCUUCCCCCAGACUGAGCGAGCUGAUGCAGCGUAGUCCGCUUCCCACCAUCCUCGGUUCCCCCUCCAGGACCAUCCCUCCGUUUGAAUUCCCCAAACCCCCCAGCUCUCCGAACCUCAUGACCUUCCUGACACAGAAGGGUUUGGUCAUCGGCUCCCCCUGCAGAACUGCCCCGGGAGAGCUCAGAGACCUGGGGCAGCAAGCACCGGUCACCCAUCCUGCCCACUGCAUCCACAGACUGAACGAUGAUACCAAGGGCUUCGGAAGGUCUCAGAGUGCCGGUCGCCUCUCCGACAUGCUGCUGAUGGCUGCGUUCGGACCGGGUCGACCUGUGAGUGACCGGGGCAGCACGGAGAACCUGACCUCGGAUAAAGCCAUAGACAUAACAGGGCCCCCUAGUGGUGGGGGAGGAUUUGCACCCGGCUCCAGCAGCCCAGCACAGGUGGUGUUCACUGUGGGCUCGCCACCCAGCGGCAACACCCCACCUCAUACCUCCAGACAGAGGAAAUACUCAGGCUCGUUCACUUCAGUCAGUCCCGCGGGCUCCUUCACCAGCCGCUACCCCCAGACAGGCACCUAUCUGGAUGGCUUUGAGGCUCCCUCCAGCCCUCGUUACAGUUUCACUGAUCCUAUCACAGCCAACAUGGGCGGUCCUGUAACCUUUGAGGCUCCCGAGCUGCCUGAGGAGACGCUGAUGGAGCAGGAGCACACCGACACCGUGCAGAGCCUGCGCUUCACGUUGGAUUUCGCCCGCUGUCUGAUGGAGGUGGCCGGCGCUCGCGGCGCCGUGGUGGCGGGAGAGCAGGUGGACGUCUCUCACGCAUCCCUCCUCCAGCAGCAGAGCCUGGUGGCGGAUCAGAUAAGCUCGCUGAGCCGAGAGUGGAGUCAUGCAGAGCAGCUGGUUCUCUACCUGAAGACUGCAGAGCUCUUGUCCACUGCCUUACAUACAGCCAUGGAGCGAGUGAAACAGGGCAAACUCUACCCGUCUGCUACGGUCAAACAAGUGGUGAAGAGGCUGAAUGAGCUGUACAAGGCCAGCGUGGCGUCCUGUCGCUCACUCAGCACCCGUCUGGAGCACUUCUUCACCAGGAAGCACCGUCUGAUGGACCAGAUCACCUCCAUCACGGCUGAGCGGCUGCUCUUCAGCCACACUGUGCAGAUGGUUCAGACUGCUGCGUUGGACGAGAUGUUCCACCAGGGGGAGGCGUCGAUCCUGCGCUACCACAAGGCUCUGCUGCUGAUGGAGGGCCUGUCUCUGCUGCUCACUGAACAGGACGACAUCCUCAGUGUUAGCAAAUGUAAGGAGUGCAUCGAGCGACGCCUCACAGCGCUGCAGUCCGGCCUCUGCGUUUGACAGUCCUGCGCCCUUCCUCGGCGUGCGGACACGAUGUCAGUCAUUUGCACCCUGCGCAUUAACUAACGAACCAAACCUGCGUCUCAUGGUUUUCACUUUAGAAAUGCUUUAGGUUUCACUGAACCUCCAGGGCUGUGCUCUGAAAGUAUUUCAUCCGUUUUGGACAGCGAACCCCCUCCCCCCCCGACACUAAACCGGGACCGGUGUUGGACACGGCGAGGACUGAAAAUGCCAAGAAGAUUCUCCUCGUGGAGCAAUCGUUGCCAAGUAGUCACAUCCCCGCAUAGUGUGCUUACCUACACAUGAACUCAUAGCUUUUUCAGAUCAACACAUCCACGCUAUGACUUUGCAACUCUACGGACAGAACAUUUUAUCUUUUACCAAGAUCUCGAGCUGGAGGGAAUCUGCUGCACGAGGACACGUGGCUGGGAAUGGCCGUUUAUCAUCAUGUCCGUCUUACGCGCCCUUCGUUGCUCUCCUGGUUUGUUUUUUCUCUCCUGGGUUUGGUUGUUACUCGCUUGGACGUCGGCGACCGGACGUGCGUAUAAGCGCGAUUACGCAACUGUUGCCAAAUUGACCUUUAAAAAAAAAAAAAAAACGUGGUUCUGUUUUCGUGUGAUGUUUUAAUUUUUUUUUAGAUUUACUGUACGUUACUAUACUGGUUUAGCAAAAAUGAAACCCUGUUCGACACUUUACUGAUUCUAUACUUGCUUAAUAUCAAAGUCCUUUAAUCGGCACCAGAAGGGUUGCUUUGGUCAGAUUGGUCUGCUGGUGCUGAAGCAGCAGCAGCAGCAGGCGGACAAUGGGUCCAGACAGCGCUCAUUACCCCACUGCUACGUUUCAUACAUGUUUAGAUCCACGUGGGGCUGAACGUUAGCUCGUCUCGUCACAAUCAUGUUAAACGAUGCUGCGCUGUGCUCUUCUUCAGGUAAACAGAAGCUUACGUGCUGCUGUUGCUGGUCGUUUUCUUCACAACAUUCCACGUUCUGUCUUUUUUUGUGUUUUUAUCCCGUUGGUGUUUAGCAAGUAUAAUCACAUCUGAAUGUAGGGCUGUCACAAGAGAAGCAGCGUUAGACUGAAUGUUAGACGAGUAACAUUCGGGCUGAUCUUAAGGCUAAAGUCUGAAUGUUUGUUUUUUUUUUGCACUGUUGAAGUACUGUAUAGACAGAGUGGAACAUGCUGAACAUGUUUUUUGUAGAUACUUAAGACAGAUUUGCUUAUUUAGAAGACCUUUAGUGCAGUUUUAGUUGUUUUACAGUUACUGUUGAAUGGAAAUGUGUGACAACGAGAUGGUAUAAGCUAUGAAACUUAAGAAAGAGUUCUAUGAGAAGAGAAAGAAAGCGUUUCUUUACACUGAAAAAAAAAACAAAAGAGAAAAAAGAUUUACAUUGACUUGUUUUGUGCUUUAUUUCGGAGUAGUCGGUGGGUGACGAUUGUGUUUGGUUUUUUUGACAUUUGGAGUGCUGGUUGAAAAAAAAAAAAACGUGUAUUUUACCUGAAAUAUUAGUGUGUUGUUGAUGUUGACCUUCGCCAUGCGACCCAGCCAGAUCUCCUCCAAAGUGUGGGCCAAUCGGAAAAUGACUAAUCUACAGAUAGGAGUUUGUGUGCAUGCAUGCAUGUGUGAAGUGUCGUGUGAGCUAUUUAACGAGAUGUGUUCGGUGCAGAAGCUGUAGCAAGAUUCUUUGAUCGACUCCGUAGACGUGGUGGACUUUAGGAGGGAAGCCACUUCUGUUUAUAUACACUGAAAACUAAGGGCUCCUCUGGCGUCUCCCCUUUUCCAGGUUGUUUUUCUCUAAGGUGUUACUUCCUCGAGUUUAAUUAAGAUGCCGAUUAAGUGCGUAUUUUGUGACGUGUGGGACGGUAGCGCCGUCAGCAGGACAGACAGGAGGAAAUCUGAAUUUACAUGGUGUGCAUUUGCUUUGUUGCCUUUUUGUCUUUUUGUCGGACAACUUUAGUUAAAUUUUAGUCCACCGAGAGUGUUUGUUUGAGCGUACAUUCCUGACAUCAGUUCAUCCACAUGCUGCUCUGUUCAGCUCGUAUGGUGACGCCUUCAAAGAAACAGGUAGCAGAACGUUUCUUUCCUUUCUAAAAACAAAACCUGAUGCAUGUGUCACUUUUCCGUUUCAUACAAUCAUUGCUGUCGGCCAUCCCGACGGCGGGAGUCAACAUGAAGACAAUUUGAGCAAAAGUUAGAUGAUAGCAGACUGGUGUAGAGCCCUCUGACCAGCAGGUGUUUAAGGUUUGAAGUAUCACACGAUGAUAGAAGAUGAAGUGUAAGCAUGCUAACGAUUGGGCUGUGUGCACUCCAGCAGUAGAUCUGUCACUGAUUUGGAUUUUUGUUUUUUGUAUGUUUGAGGAAAAACAUACCAGAAUGUUUUCAUUUUGUGUUUCCAUUUGACUACAUCUGUGUAAGCCUACCUGUAAAUAUUGUAAAUUAAGUUAUUGUUGUUAUUGUAUGUAUUCACACACACACACGCCACAGUGCAGGCAUGGAGAGGACAGCCCCACACCAGACCAGACCACCUACACAUUUCCAAAGACUAGGCCUUCUGCUUGAUCUUCCAUAUUGUCUCUUUAUCGUUGCAAAAGCGUUUUAAUGUCGUCAUAUCCACAGCAGACACACUAUCUCCGUGUCCCCGUGUGUGAUGUAACCUUUACUGUUUUACUGUUUGGGAGCUGCAUCAUGAAUAAAGUGGAAGGAAAGGUCACGA
Stegastes partitus (bicolor damselfish) is the source of this 6368-nucleotide messenger RNA. It is a transcript of the gene ulk1b, whose product is annotated as unc-51 like autophagy activating kinase 1. Gene Ontology annotation, biological process: peptidyl-serine phosphorylation; autophagosome assembly; axon extension. Gene Ontology annotation, cellular component: phagophore assembly site; phagophore assembly site membrane; cytoplasm. Lineage: Eukaryota; Metazoa; Chordata; Actinopteri; Pomacentridae. Gene Ontology annotation, molecular function: ATP binding; protein serine/threonine kinase activity. The coding region runs from base 580 to 3657 and encodes 1025 amino acids. The record is from RefSeq and is a predicted model, not a curated record. The transcript is spliced from 27 exons.